This is a messenger RNA of Phialemonium atrogriseum, 2782 nucleotides long. RefSeq lists its product as uncharacterized. Gene Ontology annotation, biological process: double-strand break repair via homologous recombination; mitotic G2 DNA damage checkpoint signaling. The transcript is spliced from 5 exons. Gene Ontology annotation, molecular function: damaged DNA binding; protein binding. Gene Ontology annotation, cellular component: Mre11 complex. The record is from RefSeq and is a predicted model, not a curated record. NCBI's taxonomy places the organism in Eukaryota, Fungi, Ascomycota, Sordariomycetes, Cephalothecales, Cephalothecaceae. Bases 124 to 2637 code for a protein of 837 amino acids.
GCUCUCUCCCCCGCCCAACCCCAACUACUCGCGAUAAGAGAUACGGUGCCCAGAUACUCUCAUGAAUUGCCUUUUAUCGGAUACUGUACAUAGUUCUGUUAGAUAGCGCGGAUAGCCCGGACGAUGUGGCUGCUCGAAAGCCAAGGGGAUGCCUUCGAAGGCAGAAGGUUAUGGCUUCGCCCCGGCAAGCUCUAUCUCUUUGGCCGGACGGCUUCGGAGCCCGGACAGCUAGCCAUCUCGGACAAGACGAUAUCGCGCAAACACCUCACGAUACAAGUUGACAAUGUCCUGGAAGGCGGUGGUCGCAACCUCCAGUCUCGAUCGAAAGUCACGAUCCACGAUUUGGAAACAAAAAAGGGAACUGUCCUCAACGGCGAGCAGAUUAGAGGGAAGGAGCGUGUGCUUACCCAAGAUGUGAACGAGAUCAAGUUGGGAUUGUGCUCGAAGCUGUUUCGCAUUACGUGGCAGCCGGUCGUGUUCAGUUUCUCCUUCACCAGCAAAGAGUUACGAAACGAUCCCUGGGCGAAACUGCGCGAGUCCCUCGAACAACUAGAUAUCAAGUACUCGGCCGAAUACGAGCACGCCCUGACCUCCCACGUCAUCACAAAGAAGCGGAAUACAUCAAAGGGGUUACAGGCGUUGAUCAACGGCAAAUACGUCGUGGCAGACAGCUUCGUCAACGCUGUGAUAGAAGCUGCGACAUCGGAUGGCGACGAGCCUAGCAUGACCAGUGCUUUAGAGCAGGAUUAUGACGGGAACUGGCCGAACGCGCUCGAACAUAUACCGCCGAGAGGCGAGGAGCCGAGCGACCGGCCAGAAGAAGCAUACGCGCCCGACGAGAGAAGGCAGGAGGUGUUUGACGGAUAUACCUUCGUGUUCUACGACAAAAAGCAGUAUGAGACCUUGUUCUCGGCAAUCACGAAUGGGAAAGGGAAGGCUUUAUUCACGGAGGUGGUCCCUGGCCAGACGGAGAUCGAUGACUUCGUUCGCUAUGUCAAGGGUGUCGCCGGCGAGAAAGGCCUGGGAUCGUUUGAAGACGGCAGUGAGGGCAGGGGCGUGGUUGUUGUCCGCUACCUGCCUGCUAAGGGGGCCGACUUCGACUGGUUCGCAGAAUUCCUCACGGCUUUCGCCCUACGACUCGAUCACCGACCAAUUGGCCAGCGAGAAUUCCUCGAGGCCAUUCUAGCAUGCGACGCCAGCAUGCUGCGCAGGCCGCUCGAGGAAGAGUCCCAGGCUGAGUCGGCGGUGGUGCGGCCACAGCGAGCCGCGAACGAGGCUUCGACGACCCCCAUGGACGUGGUCCAACAGGAGCCACAAACUGCCUCUGAUCCGGUCGCAGAAGAGGUGGCCCCAGCGCCCCAGCCGAGACGUGGGCGGGGCAGGAGAGUUGCGGCAAGUCGAUUCAAGGGGUUCGACCUAGAUUCAGAUCCAGUCGAUGCUAUGAUGACCGAAGGGUCGAGUGCUCCAGCUCCGUCUCAUGACCCCGUCCCAGCGUCGAAUUCCGUCACCGCGGAGUCUCGACAGGAGAAGGAGCAACCCAGGACGACGCGGCGGUCCCAGCGCAAGCGUGGGCAUUCACCCGACCCAGAGGACGACGCCGACAUGAUGGACGGGAUCGCGCCGACGGCCGCGGCCGUGAAACGGCGGAGGGUGGAGGCCGGCGAGGAGCCCGUCCCUGAAGCUGCCGGCGAGGACGAAGACGGGGACGUGGUCCCCGAAUCGCCGACUGCGGAGACGGGCAAGUCGCAGCCGAGCAAGUCGUCGAAGCAGAAGAAGGGGAAGGACAACAGCAACGCCGACAUCCUGGAGCUCGCGCGGCAGCGUCGCGAGGAGGCCGAGGCCCGGGCGGCCGCGGAGCGGGAGGCGCUCGACAACCUCCAUGACGACGGGAUCGAUUAUGCGGCGAUUAGGGCCCUACAGAUCGUCGAGGAAUGCACGGUCCACCUUCCCGACAAGUCGGGCGGCGCAGCAACCCGCUCCCGGGAGGACGAGGUCAGGGGUGGUCGGUGGGACCCGGCGUGGAACGGGAGGCAGAACUUCAAGAAGUUCCGGAGACAGGGGGAGCCGGCCGGCCGGCCGGCGCCGAGGGUGAUCGUCGGGCUGGAGGAGGUAAGGUCCAAGGAGUACGGCAUAGGGGACGACUACUGGUUGGAGGACGAAGGCACCGCACCCGGAGCCGGAUCCGGCAAAAAGAGCAAAAAGGAUGCCCGGCGGGAGGGCGACAGCCAGCCGGCCACACAGUCGCAGGCACGCGGGACGAAAGGCAAGGGGAAAGAGAAAGCGAAUGGGCCCCCGCCCCGCAGAGCAAUGGCCAUCGACAGCAGCGAUGAAGGGGAGCCGGACGAAACCACGGCGCCGGACCCGGAGCCGGAACCGGACCCGGAGCCGGAGCCGGAACCCCCACGCAGUCGCGCCGCCAAGACGGCCGAGAGGGCGAACACGCGCCUCGCCGGGGCGGCGCGGUCGUCGCAGGCCGGGACACAGUCGCAGUCGCAGGCGACGACGAGGGCGAGCAAGCGCGUGGCGGCGGCGCAGCCGGCGGCGGAGAAGGCGGCGAAGAGGCCGAGGAGGGCGGUCGAGGUCGAUGAGGGGGAUGAUAGCGAUGAGGAGCCCAGGUUCCGGUUUGGCAGGCGUUGAUGGGUUUCAGCGAACAGCGAGCUUUGUGUCUGUCACGUCUGCGGAGUGAGGGUCACGAAACAAGAUAUAUGAUGCCCUUUGCUCUAAUUUUCUAGGUAGUUACCCUUGCCUAUGCUGCUAUGCCUGUCUAUCUAUCGGUCGUGGG